Orbilia oligospora ATCC 24927 is the source of this 2418-nucleotide messenger RNA. RefSeq lists its product as uncharacterized. The coding region runs from base 1 to 2418 and encodes 805 amino acids. The record is from RefSeq and is a predicted model, not a curated record. Lineage: Eukaryota; Fungi; Ascomycota; Orbiliomycetes; Orbiliales; Orbiliaceae. The transcript has 3 exons.
AUGGAAUUUCAACUUCUAUCAAAUGUUUUUCAAGACCAAUUUCUCCGUGUGUCGCUUGCUGGGACAGCUGUUCUCGCGGUUGUGCUGUUUGUCGUCUACCGGGCCAUGCACACCAAAAAAGCAGAGACAGGGAUUCUCGCCAACAUCAAGAAUUUAAUUUUGUUCGUUUACUCAUGUUUCCUAAAACCGCACUCCGGCGACGGAACCGGAAACCAGCAAGAUGCCCUUGAAAGCUUCUACAGCUCCCAGGCUAGUGUUUAUGAUGCGACUCGCACUAAGCUACUUUCUGGACGAGAGGAUAUGUUGGGACUUGUGGCAGCGCAACUCAAGUAUAAGAUUGAAACUCGCAAGAUCAGGCGCAAGCCUGUUUGGGUUGAUGUCGGUGGGGGAACCGGUUACAACAUCGAGAAGAUGGCUGAAUUUGUGGAUGUACCCAAUUUUUUCGAAACUGUCUAUCUUGUCGAUCUCUCCCCAUCUCUUUGCAAAGUAGCCGUUGCGCGCUUUGAACGAUUAGGCUGGAAAAACAUCAAGGUGCUUUGCCAGGAUGCUAGGUUUUUCCGUCUAGAAACAUUCGAAGGGCGAAACGAUAUCGCAUUGUCAACCAUGACCACCAACAGCAGUGCAUCGUCGUCUCGCCCAACUUCACCAAACGCUGAGACUGAACGUUACAGCGCUGACUUGAUCACACUCUCUUAUUCACUCUCUAUGAUCCCCGACUUUCACUGCGCCAUCGACAACAUGUCUGAAGUCCUAUCCACUCACGGCCUCAUCGGUGUCGCCGAUUUUUAUGUGCAAAACCAAAGUGACUUCAUCUCGCGCAAUUACCUUGGGGGCUCUCUCGAUCGUCAUUGCAUGUGGAUCUCUCGAGUGUUCUGGAGAACAUGGUUUGAGAUGGAUCGUGUCAACUUGGAUGCUGCUAGGCGCGAUUACCUCGAAUACCGUUUUGGCACUGUCCAUAAUACCAACUCGCGGUGCAAACUUCUCGGUUUCAGAAUCCCAUACUACAUCUGGGUCGGAUGCAGGAAGAACUCUGGGUACUUUGAAGCCAAGCAGGCCACUGCUUCAACUGUCCUUUCCCCCACCACUAGCUCCCCCUUCAUCAAGGCUUUGGAUCUACACAACCGCGCUGUUGCAAACCUCAAUUCUAUCAACUUCAAUGAUGUUGAGUCUAAAGCUUACGAAUGUGCUGUCAUCAAUAUGUCUGCCAGUCUUCCUCUUCCGCCUUCAUGGUACCAAAAUCACAGAUGGAGGGUCUACUAUGAUGAUCAACUACAAAAGCAUCGUCAAUUUGGCGAUGAAUACAUCUACGCCUUCACAUGGGAGGAUGUCAAUGAAGACCUUAGAAUCCUCAACAUUAACUCCGAGGACGAAAUCUUGGCUAUCACUAGUGCUGGUGACAAUAUCUUGGGCUACGUUUUGGAAAAUCCUAAGCGGAUUCAUGCGGUUGAUCUUAACCCCAAUCAAAACCACCUUCUCGAACUCAAGCUUGCAGCUUUCUCUGCUCUUCCAUACCGUGACGUUUGGAGAUUAUUUGGAAAAGGCAAACAUCAUAACUUCAGGGAACUCUUGAUUACCAAACUCGCACCCCAUCUUUCUUCACUUGCCUUCCAAUAUUGGAUGCAUCACGGCCCUGCUGCUUUUGACGAGAAAAACGGCGGGCUUUAUCAUACCGGCGGCUCUCGGCACGCUUUGAUCCUUCUCGCCCGUAUCUGCCAGGUUCUUGGGCUUUCCGGUGAACUUGAAAAACUUGCCUCCGCCACCACCCUUGAAGAACAAGUCAAGCUUUGGAAACGCGGUCUGAGAAGGAUCUUGCUGAACAGAGUUCUUAACUACACCAUUAUCAGCUCUGAAAAGUGGCUAUGGAAGGCCUUGGGUGUUCCACAAAACCAACGUGCUAUCAUCGAUCAAGAUUUCUUGGCCCGUCAACAAGGACCAAACCCUGUCGCAUCGUCGCUUGAUUCCGGUGUUCGACAGUAUUUGAUUGAAACUUUUGAUCCUGUCAUUGAGACAACCCUUCUUUCAACUGAAAACCCCUACUACCUCCUUUGCCUUCUAUCUCGCUAUACACGCACAUGUCACCCGCUCUACCUCACACCAAAAGCACACAUUCACUAUGCCCAGGCUGGUGCAUUUGAUAAUUUAAGAAUACACACCGAUGAAAUUUCUGAGGUCCUCAAUAGAAUGGCUGAUGAGAGCUUGACUAUUGCUGUCGUUAUGGACAGCAUGGACUGGUUCGAUCCCCAUGCCAAUGGUGCUCGGGAACAGAUCCAAACUUUCCAUCGUGUUCUCAAAGUUGGUGGAAGAGUUAUGAUCCGAAGCGCCGGCAUUGAGCCUUGGUAUGCGCAGAUCUUUGAGAGCGAAGGAUUCAAAGCGACAAGGAUUGGGUCUAGAGAUAAGACACCUUGCAUCGAUCGGUAA